AUGGGCGGCAGGGAGGGCGUGAGCGGCAGAGAGGGCAUGGGCGGCAGGGAGGGCGUGAGCGGCAGGGAGGGCAUGGGCGGCAGGGAGGGCGUGAGCGGCAGGGAGGGCAUGGGCGGCAUGGAGGGCGUGAGUGGCAGGGAGGGCGUGAGCGGCAGGGAGGGCAUGGGCGGCAGGGAGGGCAUGGGCGGCAGGGAGGGCGUGGGCGGCAGGGAGGGCGUGAGCGGCAGGGAGGGCGUGGGCGGCAGGGAGGGCGUGGGCGGCAGGGAGGGCGUGGGCGGCAUUUGGGCGGCAGGCAGGGCGUGGGCGGCAGGGAGGGCAUGGGCGGCAGAGAGGGCAUGGGCGGCAGGGAGGGCGUGA
Molecule: messenger RNA, 357 nt
Organism: Eriocheir sinensis (Chinese mitten crab)
Lineage: Eukaryota; Metazoa; Arthropoda; Malacostraca; Decapoda; Varunidae
Exons: 1
Coding region: 1-357 (118 amino acids)
Source: RefSeq, a predicted model, not a curated record